Messenger RNA from Clonostachys solani, 231 nucleotides. Lineage: Eukaryota; Fungi; Ascomycota; Sordariomycetes; Hypocreales; Bionectriaceae. The record is from the annotation of a GenBank genome assembly.
AUGUAUUUCACUAAAACUAUCAUCACUGUCUUCGCCCUUGCCGGCUUUGCCGCUGCUCAGGCUGGAGACCUUGAGCGUCGUGAGGCGUUUGAGAUAGCCCGAGAAAACUACCUCAUCGCCCGCGAUGAGUAUAUGGAGCAGCGUGACCUUUUUCGACGCAAACAGGAAGUCAUUUAUGACGGGAACUGCAAUUUCGCUGAAUAUAAUAGCAAAGUUGAUUUGUCUACGUAA